AUGGUCGACAUCACCGUCGACGGCCAGUCGAACCCGGCUGUCAUCCGCUUCGGACUCCCUCCUGCUUCUCUCCUACAGUUUCCUCCCAGUGAACUUCCGACGACGCUGCCUGCGCCUCUGACCUCCGAGCCAACCUGGUACCAGCCCUUCAACAUCCCUCCCGAGCUAUACAACCAGCUUCUGGACGUGCGCGUUCCCAUCACUAUCGCCAGUGUCUAUGCCGUCACUGUCGUCCUGUUGAACCGGGUCAACAAGAGUCGCGGCUACAAGCCCUGGGGUUUCAGUCAAACAAAGCUCUUCAAGCUCUUCGUUAUCCUUCACAAUGUCUUCCUGGCCAUCUAUUCCGCAUGGACCUUCGCUGGCAUGAUCCGCGCCUUCCGCAACUCCUGGCCGAGCCAAAAUGACCCCAACUAUGUCGCCGCCGUCGCAGAUACUUUGUGUAAGAUCAACGGCCCGCGCGGCUACGGCAACGCCGCCGUCUAUGAUCCUUCCGUCGAGCGGUGGACCAUUCGGAACCCGGAAUACAAGUUGUCGGAGACCGGCGUGCCUGACUUCACGGAUGUUGGCCGCCUGUGGAACGAAGGCCUGGCCUUCCUUGGAUGGAUCUUCUACCUGUCCAAGUUCUAUGAGGUCUUGGAUACCGUGAUCAUCCUCGCCAAGGGCAAGAAGAGCUCCACGCUGCAGACAUACCACCAUGCCGGUGCCAUGAUGUGCAUGUGGGCUGGCAUUCGCUAUGUUGCGCCUCCUAUCUGGAUCUUCACCCUGGUCAACUCUGGUAUUCACGCUCUGAUGUACACCUACUAUACCAUCACUGCCCUGCGUAUCCGUGUCCCCACCGUGAUCAAGAGGUCUUUGACCACCAUGCAGAUCACUCAGUUCGUCAUUGGUUCUGCCAUGGCUGCUUCUUAUCUUUUCAUCAGCUACACGCUUCCUCGCAGCCAGGCUGUUGCUGAAGCUCCCCUUGCGACUGCUCAGGUGGUGGCUGCCGAAGUUGCGGAAGAGGGCUUGGUGCCUUGGAUCAAGAAGCUCGCGUUCCGGGCUGCUGGUGCUGAGGGCCUUGCCGAAAACGUGGGUGUUCCUGACAGCCCUGCUGCUCCCGCCGUGCAACCCCAUCACGUCGGUCCUAUGGUCACCUGCAUGGACACCACCGGACAGGCUUUCGCGAUCUGGCUCAAUGUCGUCUAUCUUCUCCCCUUGACGUACCUCUUCGCUCGCUUCUUCGUUCGGUCCUACCUGUACCGUAAAGAGCCAGGUGCUCGCCAGCCCACCAACAUCCAGGCUGCGGAGAAGGCUGGUUUGGAUGCUCUCAAGGGUCUCAGUCGCGAGAUCCGCAAGGCAGUCGAGGUGAACGGCGAGACCAGCGAGAGCACCGAGGAUGAGGCUUUGAACCGUGUUCAGGCGCUCCGGUCGCACAACAAGUCUCAGCAGAAGCCGGCGGUCGAGAACUCCCCCAUUCGCACCCGCGCCACCACUGCUAAGCAGAAGGCCCGCGCUGUCUCCAGCGACGCGGACUCUGAUCAGGGCUUUUCUACUGUCCCAUCCAAGAAGGGUGCCAAGAAGACCACCAAGGAGGAUCUGCAGGGCCCCCCUGUUGUUGUAGACGCGAAGGACUCCAACCCGUUUGAGGUUCUCGAUCGCUCCGCAUAG
This is a messenger RNA of Aspergillus homomorphus CBS 101889, 1647 nucleotides long. RefSeq names its product elongation of very long chain fatty acids protein. Gene Ontology annotation, molecular function: fatty acid elongase activity. Gene Ontology annotation, biological process: very long-chain fatty acid biosynthetic process; fatty acid elongation, monounsaturated fatty acid; fatty acid elongation, saturated fatty acid. Gene Ontology annotation, cellular component: endoplasmic reticulum membrane. The record is from RefSeq and is a predicted model, not a curated record. NCBI's taxonomy places the organism in Eukaryota, Fungi, Ascomycota, Eurotiomycetes, Eurotiales, Aspergillaceae. The coding region runs from base 1 to 1647 and encodes 548 amino acids. The transcript is spliced from 2 exons.